Callithrix jacchus (white-tufted-ear marmoset) is the source of this 3738-nucleotide messenger RNA. RefSeq names its product putative ATP-dependent RNA helicase DDX53. Lineage: Eukaryota; Metazoa; Chordata; Mammalia; Primates; Cebidae. Gene Ontology annotation, molecular function: ATP binding; RNA helicase activity; RNA binding. The record is from RefSeq and is a predicted model, not a curated record.
GCUGGACAUCCCUCAGUCCAGACUGCUGCUAGAAUGUCUUCUAUGUGCACCUAAUAAAUGAGUUCUACACAGCCUUCCAGUGCUAAGGUCUCAGAAUCUAUCCAACCACAGGGAAGGAAAAAAAUGAAGAGGCACUGAGAGAAGUCACAAACCAGUUAAAACAGCCCCUAAAGUACCUUAGGCACCACUCUACCUCUCUUCUAACCAUCACCCCUAGAGUGUGCACCGAAGAGAUUUCUGAUUAGUAUAAUUUAGGUCACACUAGAGGACAGGGAAGUGAUGAAUUUAUCUUGACAAAGUAUUGUAUUCACUCCAAAAGAAAUCUGCCGAAAUAAAUAAACUCACGAACAUAUAAAUAAGUAAAUUCGUUUUUCUUUAAAUCCACUAUUUUUUUCUCUUAGAGAAAUAAAUGGCUUAUAUAAAGGACAAUGUGUAUAUGGUAUAUAUGUUUAAGGCCUGCUUCAAGGUUGCUCUCAAGCUGAGCCAGAACUAUUGCGAGAAGAGUGAAAAGGAUACCCAGGACACAGAAGUUUAGGCGGCAGUUACUCUUGGGGUGCUGGCAGGGUCAGCCUGUGAGAGUGAGUGCCUCUUUAAAUUUGCGUCACAGACGCCUGCUGACCUCACCCCAGUCCAGGCCCUGCGAUUGGUCAGGCCAUCAAAGCCUCGCCCCUGCUAAUCGCCGCUGCCGCCAUCUUUGCUGCAGAGAGCGCCGAGGAAGACGCUGCAGACCUGCCUUCCCAACCGUAUGUAGGCGAGAAGCCAGUGCUGAUACUCCCACUAACCCAUAAUGUCCCACCAGGCCCCAGAGUGGAAGAGGGCUGAGUCUAAUUCAAGCGAUCUUGGGGCCAGCUGGGAUGGCAGAGGCAGCAGAGGCAGGGGCUGGAGCGGCCCCUCCGGCCUUCAGGGACCUAGAGCAGCUGGCUCCCGUGAACCGCCAUUGUGCUUUAAGAUAAGGAGCAGUAUGGUUGGUGCGGUAAUUGGUCGCAGUAGAUCCAAAAUAAAAGCUCUAGAACGGUCAACAAACACUUUAAUACACAUCGUAAACGGGGCAUCUGAAGCACAAGUAAACGUUUUUGGUAACAAGGAAAUGAAAGAAAAGGCCAAAGCAGCCAUAGAGACUCUUAUUAGAAAACAGGAAAGCUACAACUCAGAAUCCAGCAUACCUCCUAUUGGAAGAAAUGUAUGCAGAAAUGACAGUGUUAGAGAAGCGCGGCCAUCGUUAGAUUGGGAUCAAAUUAGGGCUAGCGGUCUGGAGAGGGAAAAGAGCAAAUGGGCAGAUUUACCACCAAUCAAGAAAAACUUUUACAUAGAAUCCAAAGCAACAAGCUCCAUGUCUGAAAUGCAGGUGAUUAACUGGAGAAAGGAAAAUUACGAUGUAACAUGUGAUGACUUGAAAAGUGGGGAAAAGCGUCUCAUCCCCAAACCUGCUUGUACGUUUGAAGACGCUUUUCGGCAAUACCCUGAUCUUUUGAAAAGCAUAACAAGGGCAGGAUUCAGAAAGCCAACACCAAUUCAAUCCCAAGCAUGGCCAAUUAUUCUACAAGGAAUAGAUCUUAUAGGAGUUGCACAAACUGGAACAGGGAAAACGUUGUCCUAUUUAAUGCCUGGGUUUAUUCAUCUUGAUUCUCAACCAAUAUCUAGAGAGCAAAGGAAUGGUCCUGGGAUGCUGGUUCUUACACCCACUAGAGAGUUGGCUGUUCAGGUGGAAGCUGAAAGUUCAAAGUACUCACAUAAAGGUCUUAAAAGCAUCUGCAUAUAUGGUGGUCAAAACAGACAAGAACAAAUAGAAGACAUUAGCAAAGGUGUAGAUAUCAUUAUCGCCACUCCUGGGAGGCUGAAUUACCUACAGAUGAAUAACUCUGUCAACCUGAGAAGCGUAACCUAUUUAGUUAUGGAUGAGGCAGAUAAAAUGCUGGAUAUGGGAUUUGAACCCGAGAUAAGGAAGAUUUUAAUGGAUGUGCGCCCAGACCGGCAGACUGUUAUGACAAGUGCAACUUGGCCAGAUACUGUUCAUCGACUGGCACAUUCUUAUUUGAAAGAUCCUAUGAUGGUUUAUGUUGGUACUCUGAAUCUUACGACCACAAAUACAGUGAAGCAAAAUAUAAUUGUUACCACAGAAAAAGAAAAACGAGCUUUUAUCCAAGAAUUCAUAGAGAACCUGAUGCCAAAUGACAAAGUCAUCUUGUUUGUCGAACAAAAAUACAUUGCUGAUGACUUAUCAAGCGACUUCAAUAUCCAAGGCGUAUCUGCAGAAGCACUGCAUGGCAACAGAGAACAGAGUGACCAAGAACGAGCAUUAGAGGACUUUAAAAGUGGAAACACAAAGGUACUGAUUACAACUGAUUUAAUAGCCAGAGGCCUUGAUAUUAAUGAUGUCACGCAUGUAUAUAAUUACGAUUUCCCAUGGAAUAUAGAAGAAUAUAUCCACAGAGUAGGGCGCACUGGACGGGCAGGAAAGAUAGGCACAUCAAUUACCCUCAUCACUCAGAGAGAUUCGAAAAUGGCUAGUGAAUUGGUUAAAAUUCUGGAAAGGGCAAAUCAGAGUGUUCCAGAAGAUCUGGUACUAAUGGCUGAGCAAUACAAGUUUAAACAACAAAAGAGGGACACAGAGAAACCAUCAAGAAAACCUGGAGAAAGACGCAAGGAGUUUUACUGAUGUUUAAGUUGAAAAGUUGUACCAGGCUACUAGAAGAUUCCAGGCAUGUUAAUGUUAUGCAGUAUUGAAUAUACAUAAGGAAGUAUCAGAAACAUACUGGCCAUUUGAAGAAACAACUAAUUCUUAAAUAAUUCUGCUGAACUUUUAAUAUUGUGUCUGUUCCUUAAUAAAAAUAAGGCUUCCCAAAUGAGAGAAUGAGAGAAUUUGUGAAGAAAAAGCAAAUGUUAUAUAUUGGUUAAAGUUUAAUUUCUUUUUUAAAAUACUUUGAUUUUAGGUUUGGGGUAUAUGUGAAGGUUUAGUUACAUAAGUGAACAUGUGUCACGGGGGUUUGCUGUACAUAUUAUUACCCAGGUAUUAAGCCCAGUGCCCAAUAAUUAUCUUUUCUGCUCCUCUCCCUCCUUCCACCCUCCCCCAUAAAGUAGACACCAGUGUCUGCUGUUUCCUUGUGUUCAUAAGUUCUCAUCAUUUAGUUCCCACUUAUAAGUGAGAACAUGUGGUAUUUGAUUUCCUGUUCCUGUGUUAUUUUUGCAGUCUGCUAUGUCCAUUUGUCUUCUCUAAAACACUUGGUAGAAGACAACAAUGAUGCUUUUCUAGCUUUCAAAUAGUACUAAAUUGAAGCAUAGCUUCAUACUUAUCCAGUCAAAAUAUUCUUUUUCCCCCCAGCAGUUGGUGCCACAACAGUUCUUAAAGUUAUUUCCACUAUCAUUCUCCACUUUUUUUAGUUCAUUAGAAAAUAAAUGCUAGAUUUUUUUAGAAGAUUCCACGAUUCUAUUUUUUAUCAGAAUGAUGUCACCAACAGAGCAGGAUGUCUGACUCACUGGGAAUCAGUCCUUGUAUGCAUUUUGUCACUAACCCUUGGUUAAAAUUCUGAGAAAGUUGCUUCCCUUCUCUAGGCCUCAAUUUCUCCACUCAUAAAAUGAGAUAGUUGUAUUAAUUAAUUUAGGGGUCCCUUUCACCUCUAAAAUUCUGUGAUGACUAAAACUGUAUACCCAGCCUUGGGUUAACACUUCCUUGUCUAAUCUAGGGGAAAUUGCAUCCUUGUAUAAUAAAUUGAACAAAACAGUCCUUUUCAAUGACAAGAA